AUGGACUUUGAAUGUGAUGCAUUUGACAGAUACUGGCAUCCUCAGCUGAAGUGCUGCAGAUAUUGGGGGUCAUGCGUUCAACCAGCUGCAGUUUUGCAACCCAAGAAAAAGGUGAACUUAUGCGUAACAACUGCUUUCAUGAUGAACUUUCGGAAAAAAAAAAUCAAAAAAACUCCCUGGCAAUCUUCAGAAACACUAGCUGUGACUGUAAUUACUCCGUGGUCUUUGAUGGCUGUUCCAUCUGACAGCACUCUGGCACCUUUCCUCAUUGACGUGGACUUAUGCACUGCUGCUUCAUGGAUGACAGGUUCAUUGGUUUGGGUAGGAAAGUUUCUAUUACAGCUCUUAACAUCAAGCAACUUUCAGCUUUUAAAAACCCUUUGUGAAAAUCCUGGUAACAGCCCUCUAGCGCUGACUGUAGAAUGA
Molecule: messenger RNA, 426 nt
Organism: Rangifer tarandus platyrhynchus (Svalbard reindeer)
Lineage: Eukaryota; Metazoa; Chordata; Mammalia; Artiodactyla; Cervidae
Source: the annotation of a GenBank genome assembly